This is a messenger RNA of Fundulus heteroclitus (mummichog), 852 nucleotides long. Its product is annotated as cell wall protein DAN4. The record is from RefSeq and is a predicted model, not a curated record. Lineage: Eukaryota; Metazoa; Chordata; Actinopteri; Cyprinodontiformes; Fundulidae. Bases 70 to 696 code for a protein of 208 amino acids. The transcript is spliced from 4 exons.
CUGCAGUGUCUCACCUGCACAGAUCAGUCUUGUUCUAACACAGCAUCACUAACAUGUAGCUCAGAGACGAUGUGCAUAACGGCUAACAUCAAAGCAACCCAAGGUGGAGCUUCAGGAACACAAAUUUUCAAAGCCUGUGCAUCAUCCUCAUUGUGUCCGGCCACAGGCAGUGCGACAUUUUCAGUCAACUUGGGUUCCCAAAGCGCACUUGCUUCUGCUCAGUGCUGCAACACUGAUGACUGCAACUCACAAACUCUGCCUUCCCCUCCUGCUCAGACACCUAACUCCCUUCAGUGCAUCGUUUGUGAUCCCACCACUUCACAGUGCGCCACCCCAAUAACAUGUUCAGGAGAAGAGAGCAACUGCAUCACAGCAACUGUCAAGACCGGAGACACAACAAUUCCAGUACUGGGCUGUGCAACCCCAAACACAUGUGCAGCUGCUUCAAGUCUGGGUAGUUUACCUUUCAUGCAGAGUGUUGGUUCAGUCACCAGCGGACCCACCUGCUGUACAACAAGUUUGUGCAAUGAUCCAAGAACGACAACUACUACUACAACCACCACCACCACAACUACACCGACCCCUACAACUACUACAACCACCACAACUACACCGACCCCUACAACAAGUGACGCAUCUAGCUUCAGGCUUGACCUUCUUCACCUGCUGCUUGGAUUUUUUAUCUUUGUCAUUUAACUGGUUAAAGAGAGAUCAGAUAUGUCAUAUCUGUGCAAGAUUUAGAAGAUUAUUUAAACACUUUCCAUUUGGAAUUGAGGAAAAUUAAAAAGAGGGUGUAACUUUACUUUACAUGUAUGUGGCUGAAUUGUAUUUAAGGAUUAAUUUUAUUUUCUC